Messenger RNA from Armigeres subalbatus, 1605 nucleotides. It is a transcript of the gene TSG101, whose product is annotated as tumor susceptibility gene 101 protein. NCBI's taxonomy places the organism in Eukaryota, Metazoa, Arthropoda, Insecta, Diptera, Culicidae. Bases 153 to 1343 code for a protein of 396 amino acids. The transcript has 6 exons. Gene Ontology annotation, biological process: endosome to lysosome transport; protein modification process; protein transport. The record is from RefSeq and is a predicted model, not a curated record. Gene Ontology annotation, cellular component: ESCRT I complex. Gene Ontology annotation, molecular function: ubiquitin binding.
GCUGAUCAUUCAAUCCAUUCGUCGUCAUUGAUGUUUCUGAAGAAAAUACUUUUUGGAUUUUACGGAAAAAUACCUAAUUACUUUUGGAAUUCUAAGUUAGUUCUUAAAUUGCUAAACCCGUGGAAAUCGAAGCAUCGGCCUGAAAAACAACAAUGUCAAAACUGGAAGAUAUUGGUCGAAUGCUGGUGAACUAUAUAGAUCCCACUUCUACUAAAAAGGACGUAGCCGAUUGUGUGAAGCAGUACAAAGCACUGACAUGUCGGUACGAGGAAUACGUUUUCAAUGAUGGGUCAGUGAAGCAUUUGAUCAAUCUACAGGGAACUAUACCGGUGCGGUACAAGGGCAACACUUACCACAUUCCGAUUUGCAUCUGGCUUCUUGACACGCACCCUCGCUAUGCUCCAAUUUGCUACGUCAAACCGACGUCCGACAUGCACAUCAAGGUUUCCAUGUACGUGGACCACAAUGGGAAAAUUUAUCUGCCGUACCUUCACGAUUGGACCCCCAUGCAGUCCGAUCUGCUCGGGCUAAUCCAGGUGAUGAUUGUUACGUUCGGGGAUUUCCCACCAGUGUACUCAAAACCGAAGCAGCAGCCGAAGGAACAGGCAACGCCCUAUCCAACACAAACAUUUAUGCCACAACCGCCAACAACCACGCAGAGUCCUUUUUGUCCGUAUCCCGGGCAACAAUUUCCGCCUUAUCCACCGGCAGUUGCAGGAUACGGUGGGUAUGGUCAGCAGUCAACUGGCGGUGGCUAUCCCCCGUACAUGCCGCCUAAUAUGCCAACUGCAUCCGGAUACAACGCGGGCUAUAAUCCAUUGUCACAAGGUACGGGUACAAUCACUGAGGAGCACAUAAAAGCAUCUCUCGUGAGUGCGGUCGAAGAUAAGCUGAAGCGAAGAAUUCAGGAAAAGGUGAACCAGUGCCAGGCGGAGAUCCAAACACUUAAGCGAACCCAACAGGAACUGAACGAAGGCCAGAGCAAGAUCAACGAUAUCAUCGGUCGUUUGGAACGUGACCAACAAGAGCUGACGAAAAGCAUUGCCGUACUCCACGACAAAGAUCAGGAGCUUGAGCGAGCGCUCGAGAGUCUGGAAAAGGUGGAAGGCAUUGAUGUAGAUGAAGCCGUAACGACCACUGCUCCGCUAUAUAAGCAGCUACUGAACGCUUAUGCCGAAGAGGCAGCUAUUGAGGAUGCAGUCUACUACAUGGGUGAGGCACUUCGUAGCGGCGUGAUCGAUCUGGAAGUAUUCCUCAAAAAUGUUCGCCAAUUGUCGCGGAAGCAGUUUAUGCUGAGAGCGCUGAUGCAAAAAUGUCGACAGAAAGCGGGUUUCAGUGUCUGAGGUGUAAACGAAGGCCAUCGAUAAAGGAAGACCGUUUAUUAGGUUGUACAUACGGUUUUGUUUAGGGGGAUAAACAGCGUUUCACGGAAACAAAUCGCUGACUGUGCAUUACAAACAUCAGAAGCGUCUCAUUACUGCGAGAAUUAUUACUAUUACUAUAUUGAUUAUUGCUAUAUUUUAUGUUUAUUCACUGCGAUUGUCUUGUGCUGUAAAGUGUUCUAGGAGCAGACAUUAUACAAUAAUAAAAUUUGUUUGACUGCAA